Nerophis lumbriciformis (worm pipefish) is the source of this 1422-nucleotide messenger RNA. The record is from RefSeq and is a predicted model, not a curated record. NCBI's taxonomy places the organism in Eukaryota, Metazoa, Chordata, Actinopteri, Syngnathiformes, Syngnathidae.
AUGGCGCCCUUGUCGGCACCCCUGUCGGGUCUCCUGACACAAGGGAAGGCCAGUCUUCUCUGUCGGCACGUCUUGAAGGCUUCGCAUUAUUUCGGCGGAGUGUCUCGUGGACGGAGUGAACUGCUUUCUCGACUGUCUAUCUCGGCUCAGACCGACUGCCCAUCCUCUCUGUGCAGUAGCUCCGCAGAGAACCUGCGGUCUGUGUACAACCAUACAAAAAGACACACACAAGAUGUCAUGCCAUCCAUCUCCAGUGCCUCCGUUGAUCCUGACACCAUCUUCGCUAACAACGAGAUGAGUCUGCGGGACAUCGAAGUCUACGGCUUCGACUAUGACUAUACACUGGCCUUUUACUCCAGUCACCUCCACACACUUAUUUUCACCAUAGCACGAGACAUCCUCAUCAGCAAGCACAGGUAUCCCGAGGGUCUAAGGGAUUAUGAGUACAUUCCUAAUUUCGCUGUGAGAGGCCUUCACUAUGAUGUUCAGAAGGCGCUGCUAAUGAAGAUCGAUGCGUUCCACUACAUCCAACUAGGCACAGUGUACAGGGGUCUUAAUCCAGUCCCUGACGAAGAAGUCAUUGCCAUGUACGACGGCUGCCACAUCCCACUUGAGAUUAUGAGCGAUUUCUACGGCAAGAGUUCUCAUGGUCACUCCAUGAAACAGUUCAUGGACAUCUUCUCGCUGCCAGAGAUGACUCUCUUAUCAUGUGUCAACGACUUCUUCCUGAAGCAUAACAUCGAUUAUGAACCUGUGCACCUGUAUAAAGACGUAAAGGAAGCUAUCAGAGAUGUUCAUGUUAAGGGCAUUAUGUACCGAGCUGUUGAGGCAGAUAUUGGUAAAUACAUUUGCUAUGGCGAGCAAAGCCACGCUGUGCUGAAAAAGUUGUCGGAACACGGGAAGAAGAUGUUCCUCAUUACAAACAGCCCAUACGACUUUGUGGAUCGAGGCAUGAACUACAUUGUCGGGAGUGACUGGAGGGACCUUUUUGAUGUAGUUAUAGUUCAGGCUGACAAACCUAGUUUCUUCAAUGACAGAAGAAAGCCUUUCAGGCGCGUCACUGACAAAGGUGCUCUACUCUGGGAUAGAAUUCACAAGUUGGAAAAAGGGCAGAUCUACAAACAGGGAAACCUCUAUGAGUUCCUGAGACUGACUGGCUGGAGAGGAUCUAAAGUGCUCUACUUUGGUGAUCACAUCUACAGCGACUUGGCAGAUUUAACCCUGAAGCACGGCUGGAGGACAGGAGCCAUUAUCCCUGAGCUGAGGAAGGAAAUCAAGAUCAUGAACACAGAGGCGUAUGUGCACACAAUCAGCUGGAUACAGGCACUGACAGGCCUCAUUGAGCAGAUGCAGGUCCACAGAGAUCCCACCUCUCAGGCUGUGGUGGACGAGUGGAUACAAGAGCGAGAAGCUAUGAGGUAA